AUGGAUCGGCUGCUGCCGCCCGUGGCCAGUAGCACGGCCGAGGAGAUCAAGGCUGGCAAGCAGCAUCGCCCACGGCUUCUCAAAGAAGUUGAGGAGCUGCAGGAGAGGCUCCGUGAGAACCGCACUGCUCUGAACUUGGCUGAACAACGGAACCUCCUGAGCCCUCUGCGCCCAGAUCGUUUGACGGAACGCUCCAACCAAAAGUUGGAAGAGGGUUUGAAGCAGCGAGAUUUGGAGGAGGAAAAAUUGCGCUUGGCCACCGAAUUGUAUCAGACUUUUCAGAAGAAAUUUCAGGAGCAGGCUGAGAAAAAGUCCAAGGAGCACCGGACCCAGCGGCAACUCAUUUUGCACGAGACCGAAGCCUUGACAGUGGAUCUCUCACGCCUUAGGCGGGGGGUGAAACAGGCUGCUCCAGAGAUUGAAAGAAGAAAAGGUAGUUGGUGA
Molecule: messenger RNA, 444 nt
Organism: Cladocopium goreaui
Lineage: Eukaryota; Dinophyceae; Suessiales; Symbiodiniaceae
Source: the annotation of a GenBank genome assembly